GCAACGAAAAAAUUGUAAAGAAACAACAAAAGAGAAAACAAAAAAACCCAUUUUUGUAAAUCAUAAAUCAUUUUAAAUUAAAACUAAGUGAGAGACACAGGGAUAUAUUAUUUUGUUUGUUUUUGAAUGUCAAGGAUAAUACAUUGAGUUUCCUUGUGAUAAAGAGUUUAAGACGCAAAAUUGUUUGUACUUAAUUUACUUAAGUUUUACUUAAUUAAUUACACAUUAUUAUCAAAUUCGUUUCUAAGACCAAACUUCUAUCCCCAUCCACACACACAAAAACACACACACGAAAAUCAAUUAAUUAUAUACACACACACAUAUAUAUAUAUAAAUAUUUAUUUUUCUACCAACUAAAAACAAAAAAAAAGAAAGAAAAAACUAAAAGUCAAAGUGAACGUAGGAACGCUGAAUUUUUGCAAAUUAGAAAUCAAGCAAACUUCCCUUCAUUUAAAUUUAAUACAAUUUAAGUUUAGAUUAGUGAGGACAAAAAAAAAAAGCGAACUUAUUAAUCAAUUAAUUGUGUAAACCUCAGAGUUAGGCGCUACUUUUCUUUUCCCAAUUUGUAUAAUUGUUUAUGAGCAUCAAUAUGCGUCAAAAAGAUCUAAGACCAGCCCCAGCUCUAAUUGAGUACAAGGGCAUGAAGUUCCUAAUCACCGAUCGACCAUCAGACAUAACAAUUAAUCAUUACAUUAUGGAGCUUAAAAAGAACAAUGUUAACACUGUGGUGCGUGUCUGUGAGCCAAGCUAUAAUACGGAUGAGCUUGAGUCACAGGGGAUUACUGUCAAGGACUUGGCCUUCGAGGAUGGCACCUUCCCGCCACAGCAAGUGGUUGACGAAUGGUUUGAGGUCUUGAAGGAAAAAUAUCAACAAACACCGGACGCCUGCGUUGCUGUGCACUGUGUGGCUGGUUUGGGACGUGCUCCAGUUUUGGUUGCCUUGGCACUGAUCGAAUUAGGCUUGAAAUAUGAAGCAGCUGUGGAAAUGAUUAGAGAUAAACGACGCGGCGCCAUUAAUGCCAAGCAGCUUUCAUUUUUGGAAAAAUAUAAGCCAAAGGCGCGACUAAAGCACAAAAAUGGCCACAAAAAUUCAUGUUCUGUGCAAUAGAUUUCCAAAACCAUAUGUAUAUUCCCACCAGAUAAAAAGUGUUCAUUUUUUCAAAACAAAAAAAAAAACCAACAACAACAACAAUUAAUAAAAAGAAAAAAAGCAAAAAUGCAAAACCAAAACAAUACAAACUACCAACAUGUAAAACUUAAAAACAAACCAAGAUAAAACCUAUAGCCCCAGUAAAUUUCUAUCUAAAAAUUAAAAAAAA
Messenger RNA from Drosophila willistoni, 1319 nucleotides. It is a transcript of the gene PRL-1, whose product is annotated as PRL-1 phosphatase. Gene Ontology annotation, molecular function: phosphatase activity. The transcript has 4 exons. NCBI's taxonomy places the organism in Eukaryota, Metazoa, Arthropoda, Insecta, Diptera, Drosophilidae. The record is from RefSeq and is a predicted model, not a curated record. Gene Ontology annotation, biological process: protein dephosphorylation. Gene Ontology annotation, cellular component: nucleus. Bases 578 to 1108 code for a protein of 176 amino acids.